AUGCCUCAGGCUGCUGGUCUCCAUGCUCACAACCUCUUUCGGUUGGAGUGUCCAGCUCCAAAUUGCACGCGCUGGUUCAAAAAUCGCUCAGGUCUCACGCAACAUAUGAAUGCAUACCACCCCAUAAACAAUGUCACACCAGCUCCAGGACCGUGCCUUCAAGAUGUCCCUCUACCACCCCAGCCAUCACCUCCCCCUCGAGAAUUUGUGUCGCCCCCUCCAGAUUUUGACCCCCCACCCCAGUCAUCACCUCUGAGGUAUCCCAGCCACAGACCAACAGUCGAUGACAAGGGAGAUGAAGAGGCUGAAUUCACGGAUCCCAGUGGGCGAUACUAUUGUACGUACCACUCAGUACUCAAUGGACGACCUUGUACAGCCGAUGGUGUGUUUCUACCACCUGGUGCGCCCCCAACUCUUCCACCACCCAAGUCCGCUCAUGAUUGGAGCCCAUACUGUAACAACAUCGAGUUUGCAACAGCCGAGUUUACGUUCAAACAACAUCACAUGUCCAAUGCGGCUGCAGAUACACUAUUCGAUUUAAUGGCUGCACUUCUGGCUAAGCACAACGACAAUCCUCCAUUCGCUGACCAUAAAGACUUACACAAGGGAUUCUCAGUCAAAUACUCAGGAGAACGUCCUGAGAACAUCCCGUCAUGGAUGGAUGAUGAGUAUGACGUCUGGUACAGGGAUCCCCGCAUGAUGGCACACAACAUACUAGCAAAUCCCACCUACAAGAAGGAGAUCGAUUAUACACCAUUCUGUGAGUAUGAUGCAGCUGAUGACACACGCCGAUGGAAAGAUUUUAUGUCUGGAGACUGGGCAUGGCAACAAGCUGACGAGAUAUCAAAGGAUUCAAACACGCAUGGAUCAACAUUCGUGCCAAUUAUUCUCGGUAGCGACAAGACUACCGUCUCUGUGUGCACAGGAAACAAUGAAUACUAUCCCCUGUAUGCAUCAAUCGGCAAUGUACACAACAACGUACGGCGUGCCCACCAUGAUGCCCUCGUUAUCAUCGGUUUCCUUGCUAUACCAAAAACGAAUAGGAAAGACGCUAAAGAAGAUAUAUUUCAGAACUUCCAUCGCCAACUAUUCCACUGCUCAUUAUCUACCAUUCUCUCCAGUCUGAAACCUGGGAUGACCCAAUAUGAGGUCCUGCACUGCGGGGAUGGUCACUUUCGACGUGUCAUUUAUGGUCUAGGACCAUACAUAGCGGACUAUGAGGAGCAGCUGGUAUUGUCUUGUAGCGUCAAAAAUUGGUGUCCAAAAUGUCUUGCACUUCGAUUAGAUCUUGAUGGCGGCGACACGUUGUGGUUCAAAUAUGGUGUCAAUAGCCACGUCACUUUAUUAUCAUUUGAUCUCCUCCACCAACUCAUCAAAGGUGCCUUCAAGGACCAUCUCGUGGAUUGGGUAGUGAAAUACCUCAGGAUUACACACAGUACCAAACAAGGAGAUGAAAUUAUGGCUGAUAUAGACCGCAGAAUUGCCGGUGUAGCAUCAUUCCCUGGUCUACGGAGAUUUCAUGAAGGCCACGACUUCAGACAGUGGACAGGGAACGAUUUGAAAGCGUUGAUGAAGGUUUUCAUUCCGGCUAUCGAAGGCCACGUACCUCAAGAUAUGACACCAUGA
This is a messenger RNA of Suillus subalutaceus, 1626 nucleotides long. RefSeq lists its product as uncharacterized. The coding region runs from base 1 to 1626 and encodes 541 amino acids. The record is from RefSeq and is a predicted model, not a curated record. The transcript has 10 exons. Lineage: Eukaryota; Fungi; Basidiomycota; Agaricomycetes; Boletales; Suillaceae.